Neoarthrinium moseri is the source of this 1323-nucleotide messenger RNA. RefSeq lists its product as uncharacterized. The coding region runs from base 1 to 1323 and encodes 440 amino acids. Gene Ontology annotation, biological process: secondary metabolite biosynthetic process. The record is from RefSeq and is a predicted model, not a curated record. The transcript has a single exon. Lineage: Eukaryota; Fungi; Ascomycota; Sordariomycetes; Amphisphaeriales; Apiosporaceae. Gene Ontology annotation, molecular function: FAD binding.
AUGUCAACAGCUGAAAUUCACAUUGCUAUCAUAGGCGGCGGCCUAUGCGGGCUUGCCUUGGCAAUCGCACUGGAAAGACGACGAAUCUCAUACACAAUCUAUGAGCUGCAAUCAACGUUUUCUGAAAUAGGAGCUGGGCUUAACGUCGCGCCGAACGCGAUAGCCGCGUUCAACGCUAUUGAACCGAAGCUUGGCGAUGCAGUGAUGGCACUCGGUACUCGGAACUCUCCCAAUGCCGAAGUGUGGAUGGUGAACAGACUAGGCGCGCCUACGGACCGGUUUCCGGACGCACAUGCGAUUACAGAGAUUAUCGCGCCGGGGGUUGGUCACACGGCCGUCGGCCGUUAUGAGCUGCUGAACCUGCUGGCAUCUAAGAUUGACACGAGGCACGCGAGGUUUCGGAAGAAGCUCACGCGAGUGGAACAGGGCGAAGAUGCAGCGACACUGCAUUUCGAGGACGGCACGGUAGACGCUGCACACAUAGUCAUUGGCUGCGAUGGAAUACAUUCUGCAGUGCGGCGGUCUCUAGUCGGCAACGAUCACCGGGCAGCUGAACCACGCUUCACUGGCAUUGGCGGCUACCGGGCUGUCUUCCCCAUGGACCAGCUUGCGGAAGCUAUUGGCCCUGAAGUCGCACGCACGAGCUGCAUCUGGAGCGGCCCAGGUGGGUACGCUACCAUGUAUUCCAUCGAAGGCGGAAAGAAGGUAAAUGUGGGCCUCUGGCUCUCGAAAGAGCAGUAUCGCGAGCGAGUCAAGAACGAUCGAUGGGUGUUGCGCAAGCAGAAGGCGGAAAUGCUCGAGGACUGCAGGUCCUGGGGUCCUUCUAUACAGAAGGUGAUGAGAAUGAUGGGCGAGGAGACAACCCUUUGGACAUCGCAUCACCAUGACAUGGAGCUAGACUCGUACUUCAAGGGCCGGGUAUGCGUUAUCGGCGAUGCGGCCCAUUCGAUGGGUCCUCAUCAGGGCCAAGGCGCCUCACAGGCAAUGGAGGACGCAUAUGUGAUGUCUGUUGUGUUGUCACAGAUCAAAGACCCAUCAUGUGACCAUAUGUCCCCGCUACUCUGCAUAGAGGCUGCGUUCAGCGGAUGGCAGGAAGUGAGAAAGCCACAGGCGGAAUGGGUUUUGAGAACAAGCCAUGAAGCCUUCGACUGGUGGUCCAGCUUCUGGCGUCGCGACCUCGAGGAGAAAGACAUCGAAGAGCGCUCAAGAGAGGCGACGUUCAGAUUCAGGAGGAUCUGGGAUGCUAAUGUCGACCGACAAGGUGACGUGGCCAAGUAUUCAAUGUUGAGAUCAUUGCAGAAGGCAAUGCAGGUUGCCCUAUGA